AAGAAGGUGAAAGCAUUACGCAUCGGUCUCCAAGUAGCUGAACCUUUCGUGCGCCAGGAUGUGAAACACAGGCUUUCCAAAGCAUCGGUUUUACUACAUCAUAUACAUACGUGCAUUAUAAUAUGAAAAAACGUGAAGCUGAACGUGCAACAAAGAAAGAAACUCGUACAACUUUUCGGAAAGCAUCGUACUUGGUCGUGGUCGCAUUUUUGUACUUCUGUCUGCAUGUAAUACGGAUACGCACUACUACAGCACAUCUCGGUACACGCAAUUGUUUGCGCGGCUUCGACGGUACCGUGCUACUAGCAAGAAUGUGUGCUAGUAGCUUUACAACUAGUAGGCUCAUUUUGCAUUGCAGUCUUAUCCGUCACAAUUUCAUACACAACGAACAGGGCCGAGGAGUCGGGAUGAAAGCGUCAAUGCGCCCAGGACGCUAUAGCCUCUCACUCUCCACCAGUCACUUGCAUUUCUGGAGGUGAUAUUGAUACCCUUAAAUCCCGCCAUAGUUCAAUUGUUUGUCCCCUCCCCUUACAACCCAUGCACGUAUUUAGAAAUCUAGGAAAAAUUAUCAAAAUGACUAGAAGUUGUAUCAAAUUCUUCCCAACACCCACGCUGCACUGGUCAACAAGAAUCCGAUAAAAUUGCAAGGUCGUCGUAUAGACAUCCACAUCGUAAUUUUAUUUGUGUUUGUGAAGAUUCUAUUGUACCUCAUUGCGCUGUAUCAUCUUCGCCUGCAGACCGCACUUGUUGCACUCUCGCGUCACUAACAAGGCCCCUCGAGCAGGUGGAUCACAGGAACAAGGUGAAGGUCCAGCGAAGAUGACAACGGUGCUAGUGGAAAGGAACGAAAAUCAGCUGCGCCCCCGGGAACAAGCGUACUACCAUGUGGAGGUGGAGCCCGCGCCGGACGACUGUGGCAGUGGGUCAUCUCCGAGGUCCUCGUUGCACACCAGUACUAACCUCGCCACCAGUUUGAAUUAUCAACAAAUAGCUCGGUUCGAGACCACCAGCAGUGUGUUCGCGGCGGAAACGGUAAGCGUUUUAACUGUUGCCGUGGGGGAGUCGCAGGCGGCCCGUUCCGUGGACGACUUAGAUGAGUUGGAUGAUGUAGACAACGCGAUUCAGACAGAGUACGCGCCUGUGGGCGAGAGUGUGGUCGCAUUGCCAGCACCACAUCAGGUGGUUUCGACAAGUGGGCCGCGGGGUGGCACGAAAUUAGGUGGCCAGCACUCGGUGUCCUCGCGCACGAUAGAACUCCGGUCGGUGGUGGGGGAAGAAGAUCAAAGAGCAGCUGUGCGGCAAAAGAACAGGCCCGAACUACAUCAAGUUCGAGAUGAUCGAGUUAUUGACCUUGAGGCGCAGCAGGAAGAUGAGGAUGAAUUUACGUUUCUCGGCAGCAUCCAAACUGGACGUGCUGGUCCCAACAUUGCAUCAGGGGCCAAUGGCCCUUUAUUCAGCGGAGGGCCUGCAACUCCUCACAGUUCCAACAACAGAGGUGGUAAUUAUAUGUCGGGAGUCGUUCCACGUCCACCACCACCGCCCAGCAGCACGGGUAUUGUGGCCUCGGGAUCGGUGACCACUUUGGCGCAGACACGGAGUGGAACUGGUGGUAGGCGAGGCGGGACGUCGAGUGCUGCGCGCAGAGGAGCCGGGCUCACGAUAGACACGACGACGGGUAACGCGGUCGUUGGAGAUCAACAUCCUCAAGGCACGAAUUAUGGAGGUGAAGACGUCGUACCUAAUAACGGUGGCCCACGCGAUGCCCCCGGAGAAGAACAUCAGGAACAACAGCCAGGAGACCACCGCCAUCAUCACCACCAUCACUCUUCUCGUCACAGGCGCGGCACAACAUCAAGGCCGCGUCGUUCCUCUUCGCGCAACAGCGGUGCGUUGUCGUUUCUGCACCUGGAUCCGCACCUCGCACACCUGAACGAGCGUGAAUACGCCUUACGCGACCGGCAGCGCUUUGAGUGGAAACGGUUUUUUGAUGCGCGCGUCGCCGACGUGGUGCCGGACCGGGUGUGGCAGCGGUGCGGGCCCUUUCUGCAGGACUGGUGGACCGAGUACCCGCUGUGGCUGUCCCUGGCGGUGGAUGUGUCCACGGGCAUGGUGCUUUCCGGGGUGGUUUUAGGGUGUUUGUACCUGUCCGGUGCGCUGGGACACAGCGAGGACGACUCGGUGGGUGAGUGGGUGUUGCCCGCCAUUCUGUCGCUGACCAGCGGCGGCGUGUUUUUACACGUGUUGCUGAUCGCCUACAACCGUGAGCGGUUCUCGGUGCUGAUGAUCCUCGCGCGGGACUACUACGAGGGCAGCCGGCUGGAGUCCGUCUACUUGUCCAACCAGGCGCUGGCCCGCAACCGCGACGGCAGCCCGAUGGCGGGGGCGGAGGUGCGCCGGUUCGAUGCCUACCGCCCGCACUGCAUGGCCGUCAGCACGGUCGGGAACCCCGUUUUCCCCGCGGACGACGAAGAAAACGACAGUCGGAGUGCUGGCAGUAGCACCAACAGCGGGCUCAUGACGGAAAUUCUCGGCUCCGUCCCUACCGACAUACAACCUCCCCCGGGAGGUCUAGACACGAGCAAUGGCGGGGGCGCAGCGGUUGUGGCAGGAGCGGCCACGGGGGGCACCGGUGCGGUGGAUCCGUUGUUUCCCAACAACAGAUCCUUGCCCUCGGCGCCAGGAGGUUUUUUACACCAGCACGCAGAGCAAGCCAGCGUCGCGAGUGUGUGUAGCACGACUGCCGCGGUGCCGGGCAGUUCGGUCGCGGGGCGGAGCAGUACCCGGGGCCUUGAUCUGGCGUCCGAGCAAUCACAGAUUUUGCCGCGCACUGCCAGGAGUGGAGAGGACGAUAGUGCUUCCGUUGUCGCUGGUACUUCUGCAGCGGCCUUUAGUAUUGCCGAGUUUCCGGCGACUGCGACAGUCCCAAUGA
Amoebophrya sp. A120 is the source of this 2929-nucleotide messenger RNA. Lineage: Eukaryota; Dinophyceae; Syndiniales; Amoebophryaceae. The record is from the annotation of a GenBank genome assembly.